AUGAUGAUGAUGAAACUUAUAUAUUUAUUUCUAUUUUGGAUUUACUUGGUGUCAACAAGUUCAUUGACCAAUAUAAUUGACUCCGAUGAUAGCACUAUCAGAGAAAAUUUCCAACAAUCUCGAAAUCGUCCUAAUGUACCUCAAUCUUUGACAUUGUUGAUGAAUUUUAAAAAUGAUGGAACAACAUCACUUCACAUUAUGCAAGGAUCAGAGAUCGUUUAUUUGGAUUAUGGACUUUGCACAUUUGGACAAACAUUCGAUCCAGCUACUGGCCGAUGUCGAGAUAUCACUUGUCAAGAAACUCAUUAUACAUAUAAUGGCACUGCAUGUAUACCGGAUGAAAAUAAAGAUACGAUCAAUGUUUACAAGCGAAUGAGCGAUAUUGAUAUAUCGCUUGGAUUGAUUAUUUCACCAACAAACCACAAUGAAAAUGAAAGAGGUAAUUUUUCAAAACGUCUCAAUAGUCAAAUGAAUAAAACGUGCACGAAUGAUUGGACUAAAAUGUUUCACAAUGCAAUUCAUGGAUAUCUUGAUAUUGAUUAUGAACGUAUCACUAAAAUUAAGUAUAAUCUCAAAGAGAACAAUAGUGUAGCAUUAGGAACUCCAUCGAAAAUCAAUUCAAAAUCAACGAGUCAUAUCUUGGAAGAAGAUAAUGAUGAAUAUCUCACUGAUUCACAUUCGUUAUUAUCCGAUCGGAUCACUGACUGGCUUGCGCAUAAUGAACGAAUAAUUGUUAAUUUUAAUUUCACUAUUACCGAUCGAAAUGAAACCUCGAACGAUACAUCAACGGGCUUACAUGUUGUAACACUUCUUUUACUUGCAUCAGAAUUUCAUGGUAUACUUGAUCUAUGUGAAAAAUAUUCAAUGAAAAUUGAAAAAGUAUCGCUUAUAUCAGAUAAAAAUAAAACUCGACAAGAAUUUUGUGGUGAUCCUGAUGUAAUGUAUCAAACACAAAAUGGAAUUAUACAUCGACGUGUAAGAUCGGAUGGAGAAACUGAUUAUGUUGUUGAUGUACCCGAACUUAACACAACAUAUGAAGGUGGCGAUUAUAUUUAUUUAUUCCUGAUUUCAGCAUUACCAGCGCCACAAACAACAUCACAUGAUGUCACAACAUCUUCAUCAUCGACUUCUGCUUCAGCAGUAAAAUUGAUAUCAGUUUGCAAUCGUCAACCUCGAAUAGUUAAUCGCUGUCCCGAUAGUCUUGUUAUGCGGGUAGCACUUUGUGAAGUAAUUCAAUAUAGAAAUUUUUCAAUACGAAUCAAACGUACUGGUCGUUUAUAUACAAAUCGUGAAUAUCGUUACGAUGAUUAUCGAUCCGACUUAUAUAUUGUUGUAUGUAAGCAUAAUGCAUACAACGGAACAGCGAAUGGAAAAAAAUUAAGUUUUUUUGAUAAAGCGCCCGGAUUUUUAUCAACUAUAGCAAUAUUUAUGUCUAUAUGUGCUCUGGCUAUAACUUUAAUAACGUUUCUAUUAUUUUCUUCAUUACGUAAUCUACCUGGAUGUAACACAAUGAAUUUAAUUAUAGCAUUAUUAUUAGCUGAAAUUCUAUUUUUACUACAAAGUCUAUUAAUAAUGACAACACCAAGCGUUUGUUUAUUGCUUGCCUUAGGAAUACAUUUUUUCUUUUUGGCAAGUUUCUUUUGGAUGAAUGUUAUGGCUUUUGAUCUAUGGAAAACAUUUCAUACAGGCUUUUCCAUUUAUAUAUGUGAAGUUCGUGAACGUUUACCAUACUAUGCUCUAUAUGCAUGGGGUAUACCAGUAAUUAUUGUUUUAAUCGGAAUUCUAUUGGAUGUAAAAAAUGCUCAUCUCAAGCCAUGUUAUGGAAAGUAUUUUCGUGGAUGUAAUGAUGUUUGUUUUCAGACAAAAAAUGAUGCACCUUUACAAGGUUGUUGGAUUGAAUCAGCAUCGAUGCGUUUUAUAUUAUUCGGUAUUCCUAUAGGAGUUAUUCUUCUUAUUAAUUUUAUAUUUUAUGCUUUGACUGUUCGAAAUAUUCGUCGAGGUUUAAAAUCAGUCCGAACACAAGUCGAACAUAAAUUUCAACGAAAGAAACAAGUUGUACCUGGUGAACAUGAUGUAAAAAUCUAUAUGCGAAUGGCUGUUUUAGCUGGUUUUGGUUGGACUAUUGGUUUUAUUCUGUUCGCUUUACCUGAUAAUCAAGAAGGUUUUCAACAUUAUCUUGUUACUAUAUUCAAAUAUUUAUUUAUUCUUCUCAACGCAACACCAGGCUUAUUUUUAUUUUUUGUUUACGUAUGCAAUUGCCGAGUAUUUUCAUUAUACCGAACUUUAUUUACAAAAUCUAUUCAAUUUAUACAAUCAAAAAUUCAAACACUACAAGAAUAUCUUACAAUGAGAAGUGAAGUUUAUUUUAAUCAAACAAAAUAUCAAUUGAGUAAACUGCAACGUAUUUUUGCAAAACAACAAGAUUUGCAGACUAGAAUAUAG
Messenger RNA from Rotaria socialis, 2442 nucleotides. NCBI's taxonomy places the organism in Eukaryota, Metazoa, Rotifera, Eurotatoria, Philodinida, Philodinidae. The record is from the annotation of a GenBank genome assembly.